This is a messenger RNA of Brettanomyces nanus, 471 nucleotides long. It is a transcript of the gene COX4, whose product is annotated as Cytochrome c oxidase subunit 4. Gene Ontology annotation, cellular component: mitochondrial envelope. The transcript has a single exon. The record is from RefSeq and is a predicted model, not a curated record. NCBI's taxonomy places the organism in Eukaryota, Fungi, Ascomycota, Pichiomycetes, Pichiales, Pichiaceae. Bases 1 to 471 code for a protein of 156 amino acids. Gene Ontology annotation, biological process: mitochondrial electron transport, cytochrome c to oxygen.
AUGUUAAGACAAACAUUGAAACUUGCCAAACCGGCUAGAUUGUUUUCCACCUCUGUGGUGGCUAGAAAUGCCAAGACCCCAACCAAGGAGUUCAAGACUGCCAAAAACUUGUCUGAGGUUCAUGACAAAUAUGAUCUAGUUGGACCUGGUGCUAAAAAAGGAGAGGUUCCAACCGACUUGGAGCAGGCAACUGGUUUAGAAAGAUUCGAACUCUUGGGUAAAUUAGAAGGUGUUGAGGUGUUUGAAAACAAGCCUUUGGACGCUUCCAGAAAGGGAACCUUACAGCACCCAAUUGUUGUCGACUCUUAUGAUCCUUACAGAUAUAUUGGAUGUACUGGUUCUCCUGCUGGCUCUCACAUUGUUAUGUGGCUAAAGCCAAGUGUUGAUAAGGUUGCCAGAUGCUGGGAAUGCGGUUCUGUUUACAAGUUGAACUACUUGGGUACAGAGGACCCUCACAAACAUGACCAUUAA